Theobroma umbraticum is the source of this 4086-nucleotide messenger RNA. RefSeq names its product regulatory-associated protein of TOR 1-like. The record is from RefSeq and is a predicted model, not a curated record. Gene Ontology annotation, biological process: cellular response to amino acid stimulus; positive regulation of cell growth; regulation of autophagy. NCBI's taxonomy places the organism in Eukaryota, Viridiplantae, Streptophyta, Magnoliopsida, Malvales, Malvaceae. Gene Ontology annotation, molecular function: protein-macromolecule adaptor activity; protein binding. Gene Ontology annotation, cellular component: cytoplasm; TORC1 complex.
AUGGCAUUGGGCGAUCUGAUGACGUCACGGUUUUCAUUGUCGUUGGCGGUAUCCAAUCAUGUCGUCGAGGGCAACGGCAGCAGCAGCGACUACCAUGAGGAUGAUGCUGCUGCUGACGUGGUUUCAAGGAGAGAUUUUGAUACUGCAACCACCAGCAGUUACACCAAUGCCGCUGCCUCUUCCGCCACAGCGCCUACAAGCAUGGCUUACUUGCCUCAAACUAUUGUCUUAUGCGAGCUUCGACAUGCUGCCUUUGAAGCUUCCACGCCUACUGGACCCUCCGAUAGUGGCCUUGUCUCCAAAUGGCGUCCUAAGGACCGAAUGAAGACAGGAUGUGUAGCUCUAGUUUUAUGUUUAAAUAUUAGUGUUGAUCCACCCGAUGUCAUAAAGAUAUCUCCUUGUGCAAGAAUGGAGUGUUGGAUAGAUCCCUUUUCUAUGGCACCACAAAAAGCACUUGAAACUAUUGGGAAAAACUUGAGAGAUCAAUAUGAGAGGUGGCAGCCCAAGGCUCGCUGUAAGGUUGAACUUGAUCCUAUCGUGGAUGAAGUGAAGAAACUUUGUAAUACAUGUCGAAGAUAUGCGAAGUCUGAGCGUGUUCUAUUUCAUUAUAAUGGACAUGGUGUUCCGAAACCAACUGCAAAUGGUGAAAUCUGGCUGUUCAAUAAGACUUAUACUCAGUAUAUUCCCUUACCUAUCAAUGACCUUGAUUCAUGGUUAAGAACACCUUCUAUAUAUGUUUUUGAUUGCUCUGCUGCUGGAAUGAUUGUUAACGCCUUCAUUGAGCUUCUUGAUUGUGGCACUUCUAACUACCCUGGGUCUGCACGAGACUGCAUUCUUCUUGCUGCAUGUGAAGCACAUGAGACUCUUCCUCAAAGUGCUGAAUUUCCUGCUGAUGUGUUUACUGCUUGUCUUACUACACCUAUCAAAAUGGCAUUGAGAUGGUUUUGCACACGCUCAUUGCUUCAUGAGUCUCUUGACUUUUCGCUUAUAGAUAAAAUUCCUGGUCGCCAAAAUGACCGUAAAACACUUUUAGGGGAGUUGAAUUGGAUUUUCACUGCAGUGACAGACACAAUUGCCUGGAAUGUUCUCCCUCAUGACCUUUUUCAGAGAUUGUUUAGACAAGAUUUACUGGUUGCCAGUUUGUUCAGAAAUUUCUUACUUGCUGAGAGGAUUAUGCGCUCUGCAAAUUGUUCUCCAAUUUCUCACCCAGUGUUGCCACCAACCCAUCAACAUCAUAUGUGGGAUGCAUGGGACAUGGCUGCUGAAAUUUGCCUUUCUCAGCUUCCAUCUUUGGUUGAGGAUCCUAAUGCAGAGUUCCAGUCGAGUCCAUUUUUUACUGAACAGCUGACAGCUUUUGAAGUAUGGCUUGACCAUGGAUCUGAGAAUAAAAAGCCACCAGAGCAAUUGCCUAUCGUUCUUCAGGUUUUGCUUAGUCAAUGCCAUCGAUUCCGUGCACUGGUCCUUCUUGGAAGAUUCCUUGAUAUGGGACCCUGGGCUGUAGAUCUGGCCCUUUCUGUUGGAAUAUUUCCAUAUGUUCUGAAGCUGUUGCAAACAACCACACCAGAACUGCGUCAAAUCCUUGUGUUUAUAUGGACAAAGAUUUUAGCACUUGAUAAGUCAUGUCAGGUUGAUCUGGUAAAGGAUGGCGGUCAUGUUUAUUUCAUUAGGUUUCUUAAUAGUGUGGAAGCAUAUCCUGAACAGCGUGCAAUGGCUGCAUUUGUUCUGGCUGUCAUUGUGGAUGGGCAUAGACGGGGCCAGGAAGCCUGUAUUGAAGCAGGGUUAAUACUUGUGUGCUUAAAGCACCUUAAUGGUUCCAUGCAAAGUGAAGCACAAACUGAACCCUUAUUCCUUCAGUGGCUAUGCCUGUGUCUUGGAAAGCUAUGGGAGGAUUUUACUGAGGCUCAAAUGAUGGGUCUGCAGGCAGAUGCACCUACAAUAUGUGCUCGUCUACUUUCUGAGCCUCAGCCAGAGGUUAGGGCUUCUUCAGUUUUUGCGUUGGCUACCUUGCUUGAUGUUGGGUUUGACUCAUUUAGAGAUGGUGUUGGAGGGGAUGAAGAAUGUGAUGAUGAUGACAAGAGUAGAGCUCAGAUUAUUAUUAUUAUUAAAAGUCUUUUGAAUGUUGUUUCUGAUGGAAGUCCUCUUGUCCGGGCAGAAGUUGCUGUAGCUCUAGCACGCUUUGCCUUUGGACAUAAACAGCACCUCAAGUCAAUUGCUGCUGCAUAUUGGAAACCUCAGUCUAAUUCCCUGUUGAAUUCAUUGCCUUCACUGGCUAAUAUAAAUGGAACAGGAAGUGGAAAUAUAGUUUCAUCCCAAAUAGGUCCUUUAAUUCGAGUUGGAAAUGACAACACAGCCAUAGUUCGGGAUGGUAGGGUUUCCACCAGCAGUCCCCUUGCGACUGCUGGAAUCAUGCAUGGAUCACCGUUAUCUGAUGAUUCAUCGCAACAUUCUGAUUCUGGAAUAUUGAAUGAUGGUGUCAGUAAUGGGGUAGUUCAUCAUUCAAGGCCAAAACCUUUGGAUAAUGCAAUGUAUUCACAAUGUGUACUGGCUAUGUGUUCUUUAGCUAAAGACCCAUCUCCACGCAUAGCAAAUCUAGGCCGGCGGGUUCUUUCAAUUAUUGGGAUUGAACAAGUAACAAAAUCUGUGAAGUCUUCUGGUAGCACUGGCCGGCCUGGUGAACCCACAACUUCCUCACCAACUCCAAAUUUUGCUGGACUAGCUCGUUCUUCUUCAUGGUUCGACAUGAAUGGAGGUCAUCUGCCUUUAACAUUUAGAACUCCUCCUGUUAGCCCUCCUCGUCAAAAUUACUUGGCAGGAAUGCGUAGAGUUUACUCUCUAGAGUUCAGGCCUCAUCUGAUGAAUUCUCCAGACUCAGGAUUAGCUGAAUCACUUUUAGGCUCUGGUUCUGGGACUUCAGAGCGCAGUUUACUUCCGCAAUCAACUAUCUACAAUUUUAGUUGUGGCCACUUUUCAAAGCCACUUCUUACUGCAUCAGAUGAUAGUGAAGAACUAUUGGCCAGAAGAGAAGAGCGAGAGAGAUUUGCACUGGAGCAUAUUGCUAAAUGCCAGCACUCCUCUGUUAGCAAACUUAAUAAUAAUAGUCAAAUUGCUUGCUGGGAUACAAGAUUUGAGACAGGCACAAGAACAGCCUUGCUGCACCCUUUUUCUCCUAUUGUGAUUGCAGCAGAUGAGAAUGAACGGAUCAGGAUAUGGAAUUAUGAGGAAGUUGCCCCCCUCAAUGGUUUUGAUAAUCAUGAUUUUCCGGAGAAGGGAAUUUCUAAACUCUGUCUUUUGAAUGAGCUUGAUGAGAGCUUGUUGCUUGUUGCUUCAUGUGAUGGAAAUAUCCGGGUUUGGAAAGAUUAUACAGUGAGAGGCAAACAGAAACUCGUUACUGCAUUUUCUUCAAUCCAAGGUCACAAACCUGGUGUGCGGAGUUUGAGUGCUGUCGUGGACUGGCAGCAGCAAUCUGGAUAUCUGUAUGCUUCUGGAGAGAUAUCAUCCAUCAUGCUUUGGGACCUGGACAAGGAGCAGCUUGUUAAUUCUAUACCAUCAUCCUCGGAUUGCAGCAUCUCAGCACUGGCUUCUUCUCAAGUACAUGGUGGUCAAUUUGCAGCUGGUUUUGUGGAUGGUUCUGUUAGACUCUAUGACAUCCGGACACCUGAGAUGCUGGUUUGUGCAACUAGGCCACAUACUCUGCAAGUAGAAAGAGUUGUGGGUAUUGGCUUUCAACCUGGACUUGAUCAAGGAAAGAUUGUCAGUGCAUCCCAGGCUGGGGAUAUUCAGUUCCUUGAUAUUAGGAGUCAGGGAGAUGCUUACCUUACAAUCGAUGCUUUCAGGGGCUCACUUACAGCUUUGGCUGUUCAUAGACAUGCCCCAAUAAUUGCCAGUGGCUCAGCAAAACAGCUAAUCAAAGUCUUCAGUCUGCAAGGCGAACAACUAGGCUCCAUUCGAUACCAACAUACCUUCAUGGCCCAGAAGAUUGGCUCUGUAAGCUGCCUAACCUUCCAUCCGUACCAAGUACGGCUUGCUGCUGGUGCUGCUGAUGCCUGUGUCUCUAUCUAUGCUGAUGACAACUCUCAGUCAAGAUGA